CUAAACAUUGUGUGUUCUCUAGAUUGGAUUUGCCAACUCCAGAUCAGCACAACAGCUAGCCCCUCGCCGAGACAAUUGUUGUGUCCUGACCCAAUCCAUGGGUCCGCCUCUUCGUCCGCUAGCCGUGCUCAAGUAGGUGUGGAAGCGCAGUCCGCCAAGUUCGUCUGGCCCCCACCAGCCAGACCCCACCCUACCUGGAUAUGGUCAGCACACGUUCGAUCCGCAUGUCCAAUCCACGGGAUUCCAUCCUCCAGACUAGCCAAUCCACCUCAGCUAGUCUGGGAUCGGGCCCCGCUGCCCCCGAAGAAUCCAUUGCAGUCACUCGCCCCUCGGCCCCACCUCCCAUCAACCCGCCCCACGGCUCGGCCGGAUCGUCUGUGGGUUUGGUGCCCAGACCCUCCUUGCCGCCAACGCCCGAAAGCCAGGAAGUAGGCGGAGGCGGGACGGGACCUCGGGCGGCCGGAUUGCGGCGCUCCAUGCCCGUACGAACGUCCCAACACGCGCCGGCCUUGAAGCGCCCUCGACGGGCCCGACCCAAUUCCGGUCCGCCUACACUAGCCCAUGAGUCCCGGUCCGCCCCGGAGACCGUGCAGAUCUCCGAUGAGGACGAGGGCAGUGGUUCAGAACCGUUCGAUGCCGCUCAGGCUGAGGUCGGGUCCGAACCGGCCCUAGUUCACGUGGAAUCCUGGGUGGGACCGAUGGAACCCACGCACGGUUUUCAUGGCCCGGCCCCGGGUGGUUCGCAUGGCUCGGAGGAUGUAAUGGAUUUCUACGCCACCCCACCAGGCCCCACGUCACCGCCCAGCCCCAUGCGACCCACGACGGUUAUGCGGGAUUCUGGGGUUCAAACCAGCCUGCCCACUUUCCAUUCAUCAUUACUACCGGAUGAUCUGAAGAUGCAUCUGGAAUGCCCGGUGUGCUCAAAAGUAUCUCUCCCACCCAUUAUGCAAUGCCGCAAUGGCCACGUCACGUGCAAUACGUGCCGCAGUAAAGUGAGCGCUUGUCCGGUAUGCCGAGAAGUGGUCAUGGACAUCCGGAAUAUGUUUGCUGAAAAGGCUUUACUUUACAUGACGAUUCCCUGUGAAUAUCAAAAUUUCGGCUGUAAAGUCGAAGUGCAAUACCGAGAAAAAGACGAGCAUGAACGACUGUGCAUGUACCGGCCCUAUCUUUGCCCCUACAUUGAAUGCGAUCAUCGCUUGGCGGCCUCGGCCGUGGUUGAACAUGUGUCUACGGCUCAUAGGGAGGAGUGUCGCCGCUCUGAGGGGCCUGAAAUCACCGCCUCCAUGAUUUUGAUCGGCUUAUACUUUGGUGGUGAUGGCGCUUGGUCUCCACGUGUGAUAUCGUGCUUUGGUCGGACCUUUUUCGAUGUAGCCCUGACACGUGACCGAUGUCUUCACCAUUGGGUUUGGCUUUUAGGCGAGGAAGAAGAAGCUCAAGAUUACAUAUACGAAAUCACCGCCUUCAAGAACAAUAUUAAGUACGUUUAUGGAGGUGAAGUAUCGUCUUUGCGGACCACAGAUGGUGACAUUGUCUCUGAAGGUCAAUGUCUAAGUAUUAGCGACGCCAUUGGUCGGCGCCUCCGUGAUGGUGACAAAAUUAGGUACAAAUUGAAGCUGAUGAAGAAGCAGGAUCGUUGAGAAUCAAAAAAUACAUUGGAACCGGGACAUUAAACCCCAUGUUCGCAAUAUGAGGACAAUACGUCUGUACGUCGUGUUCAAAUGUUAUUCAAUACAAGUGAAGUAUAUUUCA
Tigriopus californicus is the source of this 1749-nucleotide messenger RNA. RefSeq names its product E3 ubiquitin-protein ligase Siah1-like. Gene Ontology annotation, molecular function: ubiquitin protein ligase activity; zinc ion binding; ubiquitin conjugating enzyme binding. Gene Ontology annotation, biological process: proteasome-mediated ubiquitin-dependent protein catabolic process; multicellular organism development. Bases 201 to 1637 code for a protein of 478 amino acids. The transcript has 6 exons. Gene Ontology annotation, cellular component: cytoplasm. The record is from RefSeq and is a predicted model, not a curated record. NCBI's taxonomy places the organism in Eukaryota, Metazoa, Arthropoda, Copepoda, Harpacticoida, Harpacticidae.